ACGGAUGGAAUAGACCGGUCAAGGUGCAAUGAUGAAUAAAAGAGGUGUGCUUGUUUUUCUCUUGUCAGGGAGCUUUAAGAGAAAGGGUUUUCAAGAUGUCGCAGGGCGGCGGCGCAUCGGGUGGUCCCAAGAAGGGUCUGACGCUCGAUGACCUCAUCGCGACCAUUGAAUGGCAUGAAAGAAACCCGAGCAAUAUCCCCGAGGUCGAUACCUUUCAUUUUUGUGGGGAGAGAGUCUCAGAAUGGCUGGAUCGGGUGGAACAAUCUUUGGUCGGGCGAUCGGAUGUUGUAAAGUUUCAGCGCAUUCUCCAGUAUGUCCUCCACAGCUACCACCAAGAAGUGAAGAAAGUUAUAGAUGCGGCUCAAGGUAGCUGGGAAAGGUUCAAGGAGGGGAUGCGAAGGAAAUACCGCCUGGGAGACGGGUUGUUGACCACUACGGACCUUGAGGCGAUGAACAAAGAGGAUUUUACGACGAUAGGGGCCUUUGUUCACGAAUUCAAGAAGCGGGCACAGAAGGUCCAUGGGAUUUCAGAGGAGGCGCAGUGCGCCAUUUUUCUGGGGCUACUCACGGCAUCAGAGGCCGUCGAACUGACAAGAUAUGGAGGAGGUAGCACCAAGUUCACCUGGGCCACCAUUGACAGAGGGGUGGAAGUUGGGUGUUUGGACCAGGUGGAGCAACGUCAGGUACGCCUGCAAAGGCAGAAGAGAAAGGAAAGAGAUGCGACCGCUUCUGGGACCCCGGGAGUAAAAAGGAUUGUUACAGAUGUACUGGCGCAGCUGGGGCCCGGCGCGCAGGCAACACGAACGAGAAGUCAAGCCAAAACCAGCGCCAGCCAAGAAUCUCCGAGGAGGGAGCCAGAGCCAGGAAAAAGAAAGGAGGCCGUGGAAAUGGAGGAUGACGAUGAUGAAGAAAAAGAAGACGAGAGGCUGCACCGGGAAGAGGAUCAGAGAGCGGAGCAGCGAGCAAGGAGAAAAGGGACCAGGGAAGAGGCCGAGCCGGUCAUGCGUGACGGACCGCCCAAAAGGAAAAAGUACGCGGUUCGGUUGGAAGAGGGGUUUCAUUUAGAGCGGGUGAUCGACAGGCUGCGAGAAGGGCAUAAUGAUCUCAUGACCCUGAAGGAGAUCCUGGCGUCAGCCCCGCGACUCCACAAUAAAUUAAAAGGGAGGUUGUCACGGCGCUUAGUGUCCAACGUCCAUCUGGGCACGAUCCUGCCCAAGGAGGCAGAGUGGGCGGAAUCGGGCACGAAGAUGGAUUGGAAGUGCGUGGCCUGCGGCACGGUGGAUUUGGUGGUGAAGGGCUCCAAGUGCGCGGCAAUGGUAGACACCGGGGCGGAGAUGAAAAUUAUUCGAGAGGCGGACGCUAUCAAAUUCGGGCUGGAUAUAGACCGAUCUGAUUGCGGAAUUCUACAUGGAGCCAGCUGCAGGGCCGUGUUUUGUGGGACAGCCUCGAACGUACUCAUCGAGGUUGGAAAGGUGAAGGCCCGAGCUUGCUUCUUCAUCAUGCCGGACGUGGACCAUGGAAUCCUCCUAGGAAGGUCAUUCUUGAGUAGGACAGAGACCGUGAUGUUCAACAAGCAUGACGGGACUCUGAUCCCCCUCCCAUGUGACCCUUCCUGCGGGAAUUACGAGAUAAUUACCUGCAGAAAUACAGGACCGAGGAGUAUAAGGAACCGGCCCAACCCAGGGUCCUUCACGAUCGAAGAAUCGGAGGGCGAGCGGCGAAGGCUUCGGGCGGAGCCGGAAGGAGACGAGGAGGUGAAAGCGUUUUUCCUUAGCCUAUCGGACGUCGGAAAGGCCAUGGACUUGGUGGCCGCACAUGAGAUGGCAGAUCCGGAUGCCAUCCAAGCCUUGAGGGAGCAGGACCUCAAAAAGGUCCUAAGCCUGCUCGAGGAGCAUAACCUCACGGCAAGCGGGGCCAAAUCCAGACACUGCAUGAGGGAAGCGACUAUCUUGGGGUUCGUCUGCAGCGAGAAGGGCCGAAGGCCAGAUGUGAAAAAGACGAACAAGAUUACUGAGUGGCCAGUUCCGUUUCACUCAAUAACUGAUGUCAGGAGCUUCCUUGGUACGUGUGGAUUCUGGAGGGCCUUCGUCAAGAACUUUGCCGCUAAGACUGAACACCUGAGGAAGUUAGUCCGUCAGGAUCAGGAAUGGGUUUGGGGUGAAGAGCAAGAAGAGGUGAUGGUCAGAAUGAAGGAGGAAUUUCGAGAAGGAGGGUUGGUGUUAGGAGCGCCAGAUUAUGAUGCCACGGAGACGCGACCCUUCAUUGUCGAAACAGAUGCGGGACAGACUGCUUUAGGGGGAGUUUUAAUUCAGGCAGACAUGGAAGGGAAGGAAAGACCCUUGCGAUUUGAGAGUCGGACUCUCUGUACGACCGAGAGGAACUACUCUCAGUUCAAGAAGGAGACCCUUGCCGUCCUCCACUGUCUGCGGAUCUUCCGGAACUACAUCUUCGACACGAGGUUUAUUCUGAGAGUGGAUCCGACCGCCCUGGCCUACUCUCUAAGGAAUUACGUUCCAUCGGAUCCGACAGUUGCCAGAUGGCUGACGUACAUCUGGAUGUUUAACUUCGAGUUGGAGCGGAUUCCUGGCAGUAAGAACCGGGCGGACGGGCUGAGUCGGAUCAACUGGGAUAAACAAGAAGGGGAGGAGGUGGAGAACACGCCCCCAGUUGAUGGAUUUCUGGAUCAGGAGGAAGAUGUUCGUCUCCAUAUCAACAAAUGGUUGCCGCGAGUACCCAGCUGUGUAGGCUAUCCUAUCUUGCAAGCGCCAAAUGAGUAUGAAAAGAGGGUUGAGCUGGUCCUUAAACCCUUUGAAGAAGAGGAUCCCUGGGGCGGGAAGGAAGGGAUAGAGGUUGGAGAGGACAUGCCCCCUCAGACGCCAGCGGUGGAUUUGAGACUCGGGGAUGCACCAUGGAGCACUCGCCAGGCAGGAGGGGGAUGGCAGAGGGAGGAAGUCCCAUUACCUUCAUCAGAAAAGGCUCCUUCGCCAGAGGGGAGAGCAGAAAGGAGGAGAGAGAGGGCGGUUGUAAGGAGAGAAGCCUUGACCCUGAUUGAUAAGCAUCUAGCAGCUCAUGCCCUGGAGCACCCAGACCUGGAGGAGCCAGCACCUGCAGAGCCGCGCCGGGAGCCAUGCCAACCAGAGCAGGAGGUGGAGGCAGAGAUCCCAAAGAAGGUUGACCUCCGCACAAGGGAAAGGUCGCCAGCUGGAGAAACAGCUGAAGGAAAGAGGGCGAGAAGAACCAAGAGGAUAGAAGAGAUAUGGCAGGGGAGGCAGAGAUUGGAGGCGGUUGGGGCACUUCCGGAACAACAGCAGGAGAGACAAAGAUUGGAGGCGGCAGGAGCACUCCCGGGUCAGCCACCCAGCGAGUCAGCUAAGGCCCCGGAGAUCCCGGAGAUGUGGAGGGACUUCUGGGAGCAGAGAGGAGAGGAGCUUCCUUCGCCAACCAGAGCGGGGUUUGGGGUGGCAAGGAAGGUGGAAGAAAGGUUGGAUCGCAAAAUCAAGUUCCUGACCAAGACGACUUUUGACCGGCACUUGCUAUUGGAGAGCGAUCUGGCAGGGAAGAAGACGAAGGAAGAAGGCCAUGGAGUACGCCUGGAGGCUAUGGAGGUGGAAAUCCAGUAACUCAGGGUAUUGGUGGCCAGUCAGGCAGCCAUCAUCG
This is a messenger RNA of Chara braunii, 3657 nucleotides long. The record is from the annotation of a GenBank genome assembly. Lineage: Eukaryota; Viridiplantae; Streptophyta; Charophyceae; Charales; Characeae.